CGUAAUGACACAUCGAAAAGUGUGAACACGGUUGUGAGUGGUAGGAGUGUUUUCACUGACUUGCAGACAUAUUAAAUGACAAGUCUCCAGUAUCUCUCAAUACAACAGAUUUCUCAUUUGCAUUUGAUGCCUUUAUACUUGGCGAUGAGAAUUUUGACUUUAACGAUAACGAAUACUUCAACAUUGAAUUAUUCCAAUGGAUUAAGCAGCCAGACACUGGAGAACUAGAUUCAGCCAAUAUUCCAUAUGAAAGAUGUGGAACAAACUUGUUCCAAUACUACAACCAAACCGAGGUCCAAAAACUUGGAAUCCAGGAUUACUUAUGCCCUCUCUCACGUGACUACAUCGGUAAGCCCACUCCAUUCUUCUUUAACCUUAAAAUUCAUUCCUGACUCAAAAGCCCUUAACUCCUCGUGCAGUGCAAGGGAACUCUUUAUCGACAGACUUCAUCUACCUGGAGUUCAACAUCGUGAAGUGCACAGUGGACUGACCUCCUGACUUGGAAGAUAAGAUUAGUAGGCUCCGAGUGGAGAUCCCCUUCGUGAAUACUUACUUUGACUUUGAUGACUACGCCAGUCCAGUCAAGACUUAUAUUGAUGGGAGACUUGUAGUCGACAUGCUUCCUGGCUAUGUCAAGAGAGAUGAUUUGUUUAUUCAAAAGAAUGAAGCUGAGAUCCAGGAUAGCUACUUUGCAUACCAGCCAGGAGGGUCCAAGAAGGAAUUCGUCGAAAUCCAUCGUGUUGACUCUCGACUUGCUGUUCAGAUCGAUGAUGUUGAUAAUGUCAUUUACAAACUUCUUUUUGUGAAAGAUGCAGAGACCAAGUCUUAUGAGCGCCAGGUCUUCAGUUUGCUAGAAGUUACAGGAAAUAUCGGUGGUUUAUUCGAAAUCCUUGAACGCACAGGAGGCUUCUUGGUAGCUCUAUUUUCUGGAAGAAUGUUCUUGUUCUCAAUUCUUACCAAACUUUACCAUGUCGAGGAUCCUGAAGACCAGCCUAAAGGAGACGACGAUAAUAAGAACAAGGUUCAAGAGGAUCUCAAUGAUGGAUCUAGUCAUGUGAGCAAGAAUUCAGGAGUGAAUUUGAUCAAGCCCAAAGACGUCCUUUCAGAGAAGGCUCACAAAGCUAUGAAAAGGAGAAUGAGAUAUCAUUGGAAGGUCUCUGACUUUGUGUACAACUUAUUCUCUCCAAUCACUUGGCUUCUGUGUGGCUGGUGGAUGAAAAAGAAUAGAUUGAAUGCACAUACCAGGAUGAAGCUAUAUGAAAAAGGAGAGGCUAAGUUUCUAAACGAAUUCGAUGCAGUAUACUACGCUAGAUGUAUGCGUAACCUCAACACUCUUGUUGGAUCUCUCAUGGAUGACAGCGAAAGGUUUAUGAUCACCUACCAGAAGACCAAUUGCAUUUCAGCAGAUGGAGAAACUGAGAGCUGUUAUAGUGAUGAUAACUAUGAUGAUGUCCCUAAGAUGUUUUCCAAAGCCAAAAAGAAACAGCAUCAAGUCAAAGUUGAUGAUUUUAUGGUAAGGGUUCUAAAUUUUAGAGCCAUUUGUGUAGGAGGAGUAUAAAAAGGAGACUUGGACAAGCAAGGAUUAUAGAUUGCUCAAUGGGGUAUUGAGUCACGAGCAGCUAACCAAUAAGCAACUUUCUGAGCUUCAAGAUGAUAGAGACUCAACUAAGUUAUAUCAAGACAAUGAGUGUGUUGGAAUUGGAAACAUAUCAAAUCUCUCAAAUAAGCUUCCAAAAGAGGAAUCUAAAAUGCCAAGUGCUACAAGACCACCUCAGUAUAACUUGAAUUCCAUGAUUCCAAGAUCCUCAAAUUGGCUCAAUAGAAAUUCUUCCAUUCUAGAAGAUUACUAACAUUAAAUAUCAAUA
Messenger RNA from Moneuplotes crassus, 1865 nucleotides. Lineage: Eukaryota; Ciliophora; Spirotrichea; Euplotida; Euplotidae. The record is from the annotation of a GenBank genome assembly.